Molecule: messenger RNA, 833 nt
Organism: Aspergillus caelatus
Lineage: Eukaryota; Fungi; Ascomycota; Eurotiomycetes; Eurotiales; Aspergillaceae
Gene: aspf8
Product: ribosomal protein P2
Exons: 3
Coding region: 161-490 (109 amino acids)
Biological process (GO): cytoplasmic translational elongation
Cellular component (GO): cytosolic large ribosomal subunit; ribosome
Molecular function (GO): structural constituent of ribosome
Source: RefSeq, a predicted model, not a curated record
CAGCCGCAACGCACUUUUCUUGCGAUUUUGGCGAUCCGAAUCUUCGACUUUCCUCCAUCCACAUCGCUAACCCUCAGCGAACUCGACGUUUCAGUCUCCGCCCAACUUGCGGUUAAAUCGAUUGAUUCUCGUGUUCACAUAUUAAACAAAUCUAUUCAAAAUGAAGCACCUUUCCGCUUACCUCCUCCUCGUCCUCGCUGGCAACCCCAACCCCUCCGCUGAGGACAUCAAGAACGUUCUCUCUUCCGUCGGCAUUGAUUCCGAUGAGGAGCGCCUCCAGAAGCUCAUCUCCGAGCUCGAGGGCAAGGACGUCCAGCAGCUGAUCUCUGAGGGUACCGAGAAGCUCGCUACCGUUCCCUCCGGUGGUGCUGGUGGUGCUGCCCCUGCUGCUGGCGGUGCCGCUGCCGGUGGUGACGCCCCCGCCGCUGAGGAGAAGGAGGAAGAGAAGGAGGAGUCCGAUGAGGACAUGGGAUUCGGUCUCUUCGACUAAACGCCUUCACUCGUGCGAGCCUCAAAAAAUAUGUGAUAUCUCGUGGGGGAACAGAAAUCUGGCAGUCAUUUGCAGUAUUGGGAAGGAAAUGGCCAAUUUCGGUCAAGUCUGUUUGUCUCAGGCUUCUCUGAUGCAGUUACGAAUUAUGCAUACGUGAGCUGAAAAGCUCCUUGAUAGCAAAUACAGAUUAUCUGACCCUCCACGAAUUGUUCCAUAUCACGUAAAUGCGCGUAAGCCGACUAUCUGUCUAUCAGGUAUGAAUAACGGGGCGCGAAAUUGUAUUACGCGCAUUAAUUACAUAUCAGAAACCUAGGCACUUGUAUCCAUAAGCCCCAGUUAAUCA